AGUAUAUUUUCUCUAAAAGCUUCACAACCAACAUGGCCGCCGCUCCAGAUAACAUGGAUCUUGACACUUCUAGACAACCUUCGACCUCUGCUGGCACAAAUAAGAAGCGCUUUGAGGUUAAAAAGUGGAAUGCUGUUGCAUUGUGGGCUUGGGAUAUAGUGGUUGAUAACUGUGCAAUAUGUAGAAAUCAUAUAAUGGACUUAUGCAUUGAAUGUCAAGCCAAUCAACAAUCUGCCACUAGCGAAGAGUGCACUGUGGCCUGGGGUGUUUGUAAUCAUGCGUUUCAUUUUCACUGUAUCUCAAGAUGGUUGAAAACACGACAAGUGUGUCCUUUGGAUAACCGCGAGUGGGAGUUUCAGAAGUAUGGUAGAUAGUGACGUAGAAAAUUGCCGAAGUUAUUUUCACGGCUCCAGAGGGCUGAUAUUGCCUCACAUUAUUCCCAACUAAUGUAUUUACUUCAAUGUUUGUAUUCAUAAAUAGUUGUUGUCGUUCUAUAGUCGCUAAAUAAAUAAGUGAGCGAGAGA
Dendronephthya gigantea is the source of this 524-nucleotide messenger RNA. RefSeq names its product RING-box protein 1. Gene Ontology annotation, molecular function: cullin family protein binding; zinc ion binding; ubiquitin protein ligase activity. NCBI's taxonomy places the organism in Eukaryota, Metazoa, Cnidaria, Anthozoa, Malacalcyonacea, Nephtheidae. The transcript has 6 exons. The coding region runs from base 33 to 374 and encodes 113 amino acids. Gene Ontology annotation, cellular component: cullin-RING ubiquitin ligase complex; nucleus. The record is from RefSeq and is a predicted model, not a curated record. Gene Ontology annotation, biological process: ubiquitin-dependent protein catabolic process; protein ubiquitination.